UAAUACAAACAAGUAUAAAUACAGUCCGGAUAUGUGACCGGGUUUAUUCCAGGAGAAAUUAAUUCACCAGUCAUUUGAAGACAACGAAAGAACAUCGUUGGGAGGCCAAACGGUGGGUUGAUGAUGAUGCUUUCAACCCAAAUCGUUUAUGUGAAAAUGAUGCUGCAGGUUUGCUUUAGCAACCUCCACAGUAUCGUAUUGAGCACCCUGGAGUUGGUAUUCAGCUGGGUGGGAGUAAACGCUGGCCAUGGUCGCGUUUGCGUUGCGCACAAGGCAGCGGAAGCAGUGAAAACUCCGACUCCGACCAGCGUCAACUAUCACUUCACACGACAGUGCAACUACAAGUGCGGAUUCUGUUUCCAUACAGCGAAGACUUCAUUUGUCCUGCCGGUUGAAGAAGCCAAAAGGGGACUCCGUUUAUUGAAGGAAUCUGGAAUGGAAAAAAUAAACUUUUCCGGCGGAGAGCCGUUUUUACAAGAAAGGGGUGAUUUCGUUGGAAAACUUGUGCAGUUCUGCAAAGAAGAUCUUCAGAUCCCAAGUGUUAGUAUAGUAAGCAACGGGAGUCUGAUUCGAGAUAGUUGGUUUCGGAAAUACGGAGAAUAUUUGGACAUUCUUGCAAUUUCCUGUGAUAGUUUUGACGAGGACACGAACAAGCUGAUCGGCCGCACGCAGGGUAGGAAAAGUCAUGUCGACAACUUGUACAAGGUGCGGAGCUGGUGCAAAGAAUAUAAGGUGGCCUUCAAGAUCAACUCUGUGAUCAACACCUUCAACUUGGAGGAGGAUAUGCGAGAGCAAAUUCUUGAGCUUUCUCCUGUGCGCUGGAAGGUUUUCCAGUGUCUGGUGAUCGAGGGGGAGAAUGCUGGGGAUGAUGCUCUCCGGGAGGCUGAGGGAUUUGUAAUCAGUGACCAGCAGUUCCAGGACUUUCUGGACCGCCACAGAGACAUUACCUGCCUAGUCCCUGAAUCCAAUGAAAAGAUGAGAGAUUCCUAUCUUAUCCUGGAUGAAUAUAUGCGGUUCCUUGAUUGCAGAGAAGGCAGGAAGGACCCGUCAAAUUCCAUCCUGGACAUAGGGGUUGAAAACGCCAUUCAGUUCAGUGGCUUUGAUGAGAAGAUGUUUCUGAAGAGAGGUGGAAAGUAUGUGUGGAGCAAGGCUGACAUGAGGCUGGAGUGGUAGUCUUAAAAAGGGAGGUUUUGUGGAAUUUCAGUUUCCUUGUUGACAAAGCAAACUCACACCUUCUGUUUGUGUUCUGUAUUUUUAUUAUGUCCAUGUCUUUGUUCUUAGAAUAUCUCGUAGCACUUUACAUUAACUGUAUGUUUCCGCAUAAGAUAAUAUUUCGAAGACAGCUAUGUAUUAUGUAUAUAUUGGAAGUGAAGUGCUUAUUGAUAUACAUGCACAGGAAUGAACAUGAAUAUUUAGUUGCUAAAAUAUUUAGUUGUUUUAUUUUAUUUUUUUAUUUUACUCAAAAGGUGACUAAAUAAGAUAUUCAACAUGUAUUUUACUAAAGAAUCUAUUCUAUGAUUAUUAAAGAUUAAAAUUCUUUUUUACAAAGAAAAGACACAAAUGGAAUUUGUUUGUUUUCCAAGACUCAGAAUUACUCUUAAGUAUUACUAAAACAAAGUGACAGAAGCUGAAACACAGUGGAAGUGUAUGAUGUUUUCUAGAUUGAGGAUACAGAUUCAGUGGAUAUGCACUUAAAAGGGGUUUUGUCUAAGAGUAAAAUAACAGCGGCUGGGAAGGGCAAUAUAUGCUGUCAUGUCAUCAGUCCAUUAUUGUUUUCUAUAAUUAUUAACGAUAUAUAUGAUAAAAUAAGUCCAGACAUUGGAAGAUCACUGUUUGCAGAUGAUCAAGCUUUCUGGGAAAGAAGGAGGGAUAUUAAGUAUGUAGUAUGUAAAGCUUUUAAAGAGUGCAAGAGUGGUCAUGGUGUGGGGCUUUAAGUUCUCAGUGGAAAAAUCCCAAACAGUUUUCUUUACCAAUCUCUGUUUGAAAUUAUAUGAGUAUAAGUAUUAGAGUGAAAGUGUAAGGCUGGAAAUCUGGCAUUAUCACUCAGGGCUGGUCAGCUUGCUGGCUUCCUCUGGUAUUGUGGAAUAUGUGGCUGUAAAGUAAUUUAACUCAGGAGCAUGCACCAUUAACCCCCACUAUCUCCGCACCCAUACGGGCAGGAGCCUGUGGGGGAAGACUCGUUACAACGGGGCAACAUCCUUUACGGCACGGGAAGGUUUCAGAGGGCACGGCCUGUUGGGCCCAUUAUUCCCUUCGAACCCCCCUUUAUUGCUCUCUCCCUCUUUACUCAGUCACUAAAUGAUGUGUACAGCAUUGGAUGUUUCAUGACAAAGUCAGUUUAGAUAAUAUUCAUGUUUGGUAUUAUUCUGAUUGUUUCAGUGCGACUGGUGCAAUGGUUUUAUUUCUGCAACAGCAAACCCUGUACAUCAUAACCAACCAGGAGAAGCUGUGUGGAGCUCUGCCCCAGUGAAAGCCAUGUGCCUCAACCCCCCUGCGCUUCCUGGGGAGGCGUGGCUCCAAAUUACAGAUGGGUGACCUAUUUUUAGGGUUAACAUCAAAGGCCAGAUUUUGGAUUUAAGGACAGCAAACUAAGCAAUCUGGGAGAAUGCAAUCAGCCUCCCGUGCACACAGUGCACGUAAUUUCUACGUACAGGGUGUCUGUAGCCAGACUCCCGUAUGUCGCUUUUAUUACCAGGUAUGACUUUUAAGACUCCGUAAUUUGGUUUCCGUUGUGAUGUUUUUGAUUUGGAACUAGUAUGUAAUUACGUGUAUGUAACCUGCCUGGUAAAAUAAAUUGUUAAAACUU
Molecule: messenger RNA, 2806 nt
Organism: Conger conger (European conger)
Lineage: Eukaryota; Metazoa; Chordata; Actinopteri; Anguilliformes; Congridae
Gene: rsad2
Product: radical S-adenosyl methionine domain containing 2
Exons: 6
Coding region: 121-1173 (350 amino acids)
Biological process (GO): positive regulation of immune response; defense response to virus
Cellular component (GO): lipid droplet; mitochondrion; endoplasmic reticulum
Molecular function (GO): catalytic activity; 4 iron, 4 sulfur cluster binding
Source: RefSeq, a predicted model, not a curated record